GGCGGAGAAUGCGGAUCUGAAGAAACAACUUUCAGAAGCUCAAGGUUGGUUUCCGAUCAUCUGACGAUUGUGGGUUAUGUCCCGCACUUUCCGACCUUGAUGCUUUAUAUAACUAUGAGCAGGUGCCUCCUCUUCUCUCGCUGCAGCUUCCUCCGAGUUGGAGACUCUACGUGCUUCACAAAAGAAUCUCGAAGCAAAACUCGCAGUGGCAGAACAGAAAAUUUCUGAGAAGAACUCGGAGCUUGCUCGGAAAACUGGUGAGUUUGAGCUGAAAAGACAAACUGACAGCGACACCAUCCAGAAGCAGCAAAGAGAAAUUGGAGGUCUUCGCAAGUAUAUGGAAACAGCAGAGAGCUGCUGGGACCUGCUCAACUCCGACGUCAUGGAUCCACUCGGAUAUGACGAGGAACGUCGGAGCCAGUUCCCGCGCGAUGACCUGCUUCAGCUGGCCGGAGAAGACUGCAAGGAUCUCAUCUCCGCCUCCAGGAAAAUCUGUCACAACCUCAACAUCAAGAAGAGCCGAACCUGCGAUGUGCGCAAGCUCAUCAAGAGGAUGGAUUUGCUUCCGGAGCUGGUUGUGGACCUGCAAUCCUCUUCAGCACGGGGUGCAGCUGUCAUGUCCUUGGCUAUGUGCUUAGCGCAUAAUCCGAGUUUAAACCUGGACCGGGUGACUUCUGGCGUUCCUCCGGAAUGUGAUGUCAAUGCGCUGCUUGACGCGGUUAGCGGCUAUGAUACACGCAUUGCUCGGAGGAUCCGCCAUGAUGAAUUUUAUGAGAAGGUGGUUCUUCCUGCUGACAAAUCUCUCGAAGCUGAGCUUUUGAAGGAUCGCGAAGCAGAAAACAGGCCCGCCCAAUCCGGAAGCCAGUAUACGUGGACAAGCUCAAAGAACCAAGGUGGCGCUGCUUCUCCGACUGCAGCUGGAGCGGAAGAAGUUGAAGAUGUCUCUUCGCCUGCCAAAGACGCAGAGAAGGAAACUCCGACUGACGCAGGGGGAGCUGAUGCCAACGUGGAAACUUCUCCGGUUAAGGAGAAGUAA
Messenger RNA from Lolium perenne, 1036 nucleotides. The record is from RefSeq and is a predicted model, not a curated record. Lineage: Eukaryota; Viridiplantae; Streptophyta; Magnoliopsida; Poales; Poaceae.